UGAUCGUUUAGUGAUCAUUCAUUUUCCUCCGGCGGUAUGAUUCCAGAAUGUGUCAGGUUUUAGUCAGUUUUUCAGCUUGUAUUGUAAUUUUCACAAGCGUAGAAGCUUACACAGGAGCCCAGAGUAGCUGUAGAAGAGUUUCUAGCGGCAAAUAUCGGUAUUUCUCGGAGAAUGAGAGGCUUAAACUGCGAGAGAAAGCCAAACAAAUGUUUUAUUUUGGGUAUGACAACUACAUGAACUUCGCUUUUCCCAAAGACGAACUUGAUCCCAUUCAUUGUACUGGAAGAGGGCCGGAUUAUGACACACCGUAAGUAUUUUUAACACAUAUUUUGUUGACUGCCCUGUGGUUGGUUGAAGGUAUUUCGAGGGCAUGGAAUGGCGAUGUUGAGAAUCAUUGACCGAGAUUCAUCGUCACUCACUGAUAUUAUAGGACGGAAGGAUUAUAAAAUCAUGUUGUUGUAUGAACACGCAAAUGCUUUUCGUAGUUCCGCCUGUUUAUUUUAAGUUAACUGUUCAUUUAAGCAUUCUUACAAUGCAAUGACAAUGCUGUCCUUUCUUCUUUGUGCAAACUGUUUGCACAGCUGCUGGAGCUCUAUUAUUAGCAAAUUAAUUUAUUAGGUUAUUUACUGGUUAAUAACUGGGAAAAAAGAUCAGGCUACCCUGGUAAACAUAUAAAGCAUGUCAAAAUUCCCUUUCCACUAGUUAGAAAAUAAGUUUGGCAAGCUAUUUUGUCAGUCAUCAUGUCUAUGCAUGCCGUCUGGAACCGGAUUAUGGAAUCCGGAAAAUUUUUUCUUGUGGAAACUGGAAUUUGAGAAAUCUUUCUUGUGGAGUCUGGACUCCUGGGCUUUGGAAUCUGGAAUACACCUCAAGGAAUCCUGAUCCCCCUAAGGAUUGAAAGUUCCACCAUCAAAGAAUCCGGAAUCCAGUAUCAGGAAUCCAGAAUCCAGAAUCCAUGCCUUGGAAUUCAGAAUACAAGACUAUCUUGGAUUCCCUUAUAUGGGCGGUAAAACGAAGCAAAUCCUCAUGCACACUGUAGGGACCCAUGGAUAGGUGUGUCCUAGGGUAUUGCCAAUGGUCAUUCCUUUUUUUUCUUAGAUCAGUGAGUUGUUCAAGUUAAUUUAUUUCCCCUACCCACAUUUCUUGCAGCUCAAAAAUUCUGUGCAUAAGAGAUAACUCAGAACCUAGUUUCCACCUUUAAUAAAGAGUCAAACAAAAAACCUGUACACAGGGAUGAUCAAAGGAUUUUUUUGAGUUUGAAAUUUUCGAUUUCGCAAUUUUUUUGUGUAGGAAUAUUUUGGCUAGUUUUUUGGGGGUAGCGUAAUUUGAGGACGGAUUUUUGGGAUAUUCAAAACAAUCUGAAGAUUCUUGAUAGUUCCCGUGUAUCCUGGCUGUGUAGUUUCUCCGGAAAAAUUUAUGGCUUGGAAAUUCGGCCUGGGAUUUUUUUGGGUUUUGUUGAAGGCAUAGCAACUGAGCAGAAAUAGGUCCUAAAUCUCAACCGAUCUAAAAUUAAUACAGUGUAUGUAUUGGUAUGGAGCAUAACUGAAUUUCUUUUUCCCCUAGGUCAAAUAUUAAUAUAAAUGAUGUUUUAGGAGACUAUUCAUUAGGAUUGUUAGAAUCACUUGGCACUCUAGCAGUAAGUAUGAAACCCUCUUAGCGUACACGUUUAUGUACUUCUGAAACUUAAUGAUGAGAUUGGAUGAGCAGUGUGCAAUUUUACCAUAUUAUUGUUGUUUUUAUAGAUAAUGGGCAAUAGUAGUGAAUUCAAGAGAGCUGUACAGCUUGUUAUAGAUUCUGUAUCAUUUCAAAGGAAUAAUACAGUUCAAGUUUUUGAAGCGACAAUAAGGUGAGAAUUAGCCUGCAUGGCAGAUGCAUGAAGAGGGUUGAGCGGAGAAGGAGAAAAGUGCAAAAGGAUAGAGUUAAGUCCUUUUUACCUUCUCUCCUCAACCCCCUCCCUUCAUUUUUCCCUUCCUGCCUAUCCCUUACCCCUUUCAAUGGUUGCUGUGCAGGCUAGGAGAAAAUUAUUAUGUAGCUUAUUUCUUACUUACUUACUUAGGCUGGGAAUCAUCCCGAGCUGAAGGCUUUUCAAUCGCUAAUUCUCAACAGGGAUGCAUAUAAUUUUACUCAACCUGGAAGGAUUUUCACUGAGAUCCUUACACACAGAUGUUCGCCUUCUUUCCAGUAGUCCCUGAACAGAACCCUUAUCCAUUGUCUUCGGUUACAGCCCAGGAAAUAUACCGUCCCUUACUCAGUCCCUUGGAUAACCUUUUGUUUUGAUCAGGUGCACCAUGAAAGGGUAGUUUAAUUCAGGAGUUAAGUGACCAGAGCAUUAAGAUUAGUCACCCUUGGUGCCCAAGCUACCACGUACAUGUACUAUUAACGGAGUGUUUUUGUUAAUGAUAACCCUGACAACAAUCAUCACUGCUGUCUCUUCCUUUCGAAACCGCGAGAGCACACCAACGAGGGCAUUCAUCAUGUCAGGGCCCUGCAGCAGAUGUUUGUUGAGAGACUCGUUGUGGAAGAUGGCACUGCCAGUCGAAAACGAUUUUUUGCAUUUUGGGGUUUGUCAAAAUGAGGCAAGUACCACACCUUUCCUGUGGCAGUCUUGAGUUGAUCUGAUGGGACGAGACUGGCGUGGUUCUUGUUAAACAUUUUCUGCAUGAACUCAGUAUAUUGCUUCAAAACCUUGCCAUUCUUGAGAAGUUUUCUUUUUAUGCCUAGUAGCCUGUUUAGGCAUUGUUCUCGGUUGUUCGGCAGACUCAACUUGUCUGUCCUCAGUGGUAGCGGCAUUUCCCAAUUGCCCAGUUCAUUUGUAUGGAUGCUUGUGGUAAGAAGAUCAUUGAAACGUCUGUCCUCGACAGACUCGGUGUUCUCAGUGCCUCGGAUGGUUCGGCUAUGAUGUAGUUCACUGUAAUCCAAUUGCAUCAUUUCUCUUAUCUGCUGGGGCGUAGUGACAUCCUUAGAUUGAUGUUUGGAAGCGAAAGAGGCUACGGCCUCUUCUCUGGAACUGUUGCUCGUUGGAACAUUGAAGAGGUUGUGAGAAUCUUCUCGUCGUACGGUGAUGUGGUUAACUGUUGCACAAGCCGUACUGUCUUGUUGGUUGUCUAGACAAACUGGACCGAUGAUCGUCCAGCCGAACUUGUACUCUUCAGCCCACGGCUCAUUGUCUUUGCCGUAUAUAACGUGUAAUGGCUGAAAGGCAGAUGGGAUGUUACGACCGAUUAACAAUCCUAUCUCUACUCCGGGAUGAUAGUGGAUGUGGUGGGCGAUCUCCUUAAGGUGCGGCCAGAGUUGGGCAAUGUUAGGCGUGGCGAUGUCCUGAUGGCUAGCUGGAAUUUUCUCUUGUGAGUAUGCAAACGGAAUCCUAAUAGAAUUGUGUCGACUGUCUGUGUCCUUGAUGUGCAAUCCGUUUACUUUCUGAGUACGCACAGUGUUCACGCCCGCAAUCGUACUGAUAUUGAGGUUAACUUCCUGGCCUUUGACCUGCAACUGGUCGAGAAGAGUGUCUGUGAUGAAGACAUCUGUUGACUGGUCAUCCAGAACUGCAUAGGUCAGCAUCCUUGCUGAAGGGUUGUCUUGAUGGAAGACUUCGACGAGAACUAUUCUAGCGCAUGAACGAGCAGAAUGCCCUUGAUUGCAGACUCGUGAGCAAGCAGACCUCGCUUCACUGGCAUUAAUCACUUUGUGCCUGGAUGGGUCAUGCAGUACAGUGGCAUGUUUCUGUCGACAUAUCUUGCAAUCUAGCCUGUCUUGUUCGCAGUCUCUGGCAACAUGUUUGUUGGAAUUAACACACUUGAGACAGACUUUGUUUUUCAUUAGGAAAUCUCUGCGUUCUUCGUAUCCUAAUUUCUGAAACUGUUCGCAAUCGUUCAUGCUAUGAGACUUCAUCUUGUGAUAGAAGCAAUACGUGUUAGCCGCAGUAGCUUUGGUAGUGUCCGGUUGCUGAGCAUGGGUUGAAAGCACAUUGGAGAUUUCUAUUGGUUCUUCGUGAUUAGCAUUUGUCUCGCCAUUGUUACUGGGGGUGAAGUGGAGGUCAGAUUAACAGCUGGAGGACGCAGGCGGGUUGGCGGUUCAAAGGUUUGAAACGGUCUGUCUGUGGUGUACCACUUGAACCUGAAGCUUGAACAAUUUGAGGUAUGUUGACACGCUCAGCGUGGUAACGCACUUCUUGAGCGAAGUCUGCAAAUGAAGGGAAUGUGUCCUUGCCUUCUUUCUUCUGAAGUUUCAGCACUUUAUCAGACCAUUUGGGCUUGAACCACGAUGGCAGCUUUUCGACAAGACUUUGAAUCUGUGACGGGUAAUUAAGGACUUGGAGACUCAAAAUGUGUUCGCUUGCAAUCUUCACCUGUUGAAGGAAGUCACUGAAUUCUUCUAAGGCUGCUGCAUCGUUCGGUCCCACCUUUGGCCAGGUUGUUAAUUUCUUCUGAAAACUGGUACUGAUUAUUGCUGGGUGGCCAAAACGUUCCUUGAGGAUUGUGCGGGCUUGUUGAUACGCACUUUCAGGGUUCUGCACUAAGUACUGAAGCUGCUCUACCACUUUUUGGCUUUGCCAUCCAAAUAUUGGUACAAGAAGUGUAGUUUCUGUUGGGCUGUCACUGGUGCUGAAUCAAUCAGACUAUCAAAAGAAUUCUCCCACAGGAAGAAUUUAGUCUUGUCAGUCUCAUCACCCUUAAAAACAUCUGGCGUGGCUUGAGGGAGGCGUUGUAGCUGACUGAUCUUGGCUAGGUGUCAGUUAGUUGCACUGAAUAAUCUUGGGGUGCAGGGAGUAGGCUGUAUAUGACGAUGGUACAAACGCUGGAAAAUUUCCGCAAAAACCUCUUGGAGGUGCGAGUCCAAUAUGGGACAUAGUACACGCAGGCGAUGUGUAAACUGGAGGAGCUUGUCCUCUUAAGCUGAAGGUGGUUGCAGUGGUAGAGUGUGAGAUUCGAUUGGUUGAUCCUUGAGGGCCUUGAUUCAAAGAUACAGAUACAACGUCAAGUGGUGUGGACGAUGACGUCACUGUCACUUUAGUCACUGGUGUUCUAGUGUCAAAGAGCGUUGUAGCAGGCGCACCCGGUGUAGACGUAUAUUCGUCACAUUAUUGAUUGCUGGCAAUAAAGGUGGAAAUUGGAUCAUAGGUUUCUGUCGGCAGUGCAGGCGACUGCAGACAGUUUUCUUCUUGCAUUGCUUUUUGGUAGACUUGCUCUUGUGCAGUGACUUCUCCAAGUUCUUUUUGUAUUUUCAACUGUUCCAGUUUCUGUUUUUGUUCGGCAAUAACUGCUGAAAACUUCAACGUUUCUUCUAGGGCUGCUCUCUUAGCUCGAAAUUCAAGCAGGGUCUCCUUGCAAGAACUUCUACUUGAUCCCGACCCUUUCGAGACUCGUGAACGGUGGGACCUUUGAGAUGUGAUAGAGGCUGCAUCAUUUUGUAAUUUGUCAAUUUCUUUCACGGCUGUAUCAUGAACUGCUUUCCAUGUGUCAAGCAGAUAAGCUUGUUUACUUGUGGCCUGAUGAGUUUCAUCCGAAUCAUCUGAUAGCUCUAUCCAUUGGUCAAAACUUUGUAAGACAAUGUCUAACUCCUUGAUCAAAGCUGAAAUAUCUUCCUUAAUUUCCUUAGGAUCUUUGCCUGAGAGGAUUUGCUCUUUAAAAGUGUCUAAUUUAGAGCGAAACUGACGGUCGUUAUCUAUCGCAGCGCUUCUCUUCAAGCCACAUUUGUAUUCCCGCCCUUUGGCCGUGAGGGUCCUGGGCCUAGUGUUACUCGAAUCGACAAUAAUGUCGGCAUUUGUAAUCGAUGAAAUUUCCUCUAUUUUUGGACGUAAAGACACAUUAUCCGGUAAAAUAACAGAUGAGCUAACCUCAGUCUUUGUUGAGUCGACGAUUUCUUCGUGAGCUGGGCUUGAGGUGUGUUUUUGCGCUCUUCUCGAUGAGAAAUUCCUCUGGUCUCGACACGAAGGUUAGCCCGAGUCCGGUAUCCUCGUGUUUAUCAUCGAAUUUUGCUGAAUCCAUGGUAAAGUUCCUCGGCGUAAAUACAAUUCGUUGGAGUUCCUCAGAUUAAACAGGAGUCUUCAAAGUUCCUUGAGGUAAAUACGAGUCUUUGACUGUAGCGACCGCUUUUGGGUGAAGGCGGCGCGAGGGCAACAUGCGUUGCAGAAAUUCUGAAAGGUUCACUCCACAAUGACCAAAACGUCUAACAAGAUCCUUAGUUCCGUUUAAUGCUGGUUCACAAGAUGUUAACGGACCGAAGGGACCGUCAAAGACUGUAAUGGCUAUUACAACAUGCUUGUGCGAAGCCCUAAAGAACUGCGUUGGGCGACGUUCAUUGUUAGUCGAGCUUACAAAAACCCCCGGAUCUGACCGGGUCACGUGUUAAACAAAACAACUGGGAAGGCGUUACACUAGGAUCAUUGUUAUCAGCCCAUCUGAUCAUCAAGGAUCCUUUACAACCUUUUGGUGACAUGGUACCAACAAAUUAUGAUGAUGAAUUAUUGCUUCUUGCCCAUGACAUGGCAAACAGGCUGCUGGCAGCAUUUGAACAAUCAGUCACACAAAUUCCAUAUCCUAGGGUAUGUAUAUUGUCAUUUCCAGAGCUGUGUUCCUUUUGCUAAGCAACGUAGUAAGUGCUAGCCCAAAGAAUCAGACUGCAGGGCUCUGGGAACAUAAAAUGGGGUAUGUAAUGUUUAGGAGUUUGAACCUGUGGUCCAGGAUGAAGGCACUUCUUUUCAGGGGCUGGUGGAUAAUUACCCGUGAGGGAGGGGUGGGGGUGCAUUUGCAGUGACCAUUGUGAGAAAGCUUAGAAGAUUUUCAAACCAACUCCCCAAUUCAUCCUAGCUUUUUAGGAAUGACCCCCCCAUAAAUUUUACACAUAAUUUUGAGAGUGACCCCUCACCCAAGUAUUCUAGCUACAAAUUGUGCCAAAUUUCACCACACACUUUAUCUACAGUUGUGUCUAUGAGUUUGGUGUUUACUAUUUUACUGCUGUUACAUUCACUGGUACUGCUUGUUUUUCAAAUUUGGUCAUUAAUUUCUUGACUAAUCUGUAUUCUCAGCACUUCUCGUGUAAGAUGUAGAGUAUAAGUUUCUUUCUAUUAUGUAAAUCCUGACAUAAUUACCAUUUUCAUUUCUGUUUUUAGGUAAAUUUAUUUAGUGGUCUUCCUUCAAUGCAUCACAAAGAGACCUGUACUGCUGGCGCAGGAACAGUUUUAUUGGAAUUUGGAAUCUUAAGCAGGUUAUUAGGAGACCCAACCUUUGAAGCUUUAGCCAGGAAAUCUCUAGCUUCUUUGUGGAAACGCAGAUCGGUGAAAACUGGUCUUUUUGGUAAGUAUACCAGUAGUUAUAUUUUGAGGGUUAGUAAGGAGCUAUGGUUCAUUGCAGUAGACAAGUUUAAGCAAGUUCAUGUACUAGAUCCCUUGAUGAAAGCAGAGUUUUGUUGUGAGCUAUUGACCUUUAAAUGGCACAUUGAAUUGACCAGCAGGUUAAUUACAUCAGGGGCAGAUCCAGGAUUUUUUUUUAGGGGGGGGGGGGUGCACUCAUCUCUUGCUCUACUUCAACACCAAUAAACCACAUAGCUUUUUUUUUGGCAGAAUACCAGUUGUAUUAGAAAACCGCAGGUCAUCUCGGGGGGGGGGUGUGCACCCCCUACACCCUCCCCCUAGAUCCGCCCCUGCACAUCUAGUUACCAAAUUGAAACAAAGGCAAAAUAAUAGCCAACCAAGAUGAUCAACGCUUACCCCUCCUUCCCCAAAAAGGCGUGCCCAGAUUUGAACCAUUAUCAUACUUGGGAUAGUAUAACAAAAGUGAAAAGAAGCAACAGAAGGAAGGUGAGCAGGUUUCCUCUUAAAACAGCAUGACAGUAUAAUAUUGAAGGUUUCUUGUUACAGGUAAUAUAAUAAAUGUUGAGACUGGAGAAUGGUCAGGAAAAAUGAGUGGAGUAGGAGCAGGAUUGGACUCGUUUUAUGAAUAUCUUCUUAAGGUGACUUGUAAUUUAGUUUAAUUUUUGCGGACGCCCUUCAAAAUAUACACGUAACCGGGUAGCCAAUUGGGUGUUGGUCAAAUGCGUGCAUGGCUUGUCAUAUAGCUUUCUCGACGAACUCGCGAGGAAACGCUUGCUACGCAGGCUUCUUGUCAUAUGGCUUUCUGAUCGCUGAAAAUAACUCAGCUUGAGAACUGUGUUUAAUUGCAGGGCUACAUCAUGUUUGGAGAACCAGAUGAUUUAAAGAGAUUCAAUGAUAUUUAUAGAGUUCUCAAUAGAUAUCUACGAAAAGGGUAACGUGAUGAAAAACUUCAUUCCUUAAGAAUUUUAAGUCGUCAAAUUAGUAGCCAGCUCUGUUUCGUGGACUCGUGAAAAAGUCAAACAUUGAAACGUUGUCUUUUCCUUUUUAUUAGUCGUCGUACAUGCAAUCAAGGCAACGGAACAACACCUUUGUACGUAAAUGUGCACAUGAACAGCGGUGAAACAGCGAACACUUGGAUAGAUGCGUUGUCUGCAUCAUUUGCUGGGGUUCAGGUUAGUGAAGAGACUAAACGAUUUUCACUGGCGCCGCAAACACAAGCGUUGGUGCUACAUGAUAAGGAUCCUUGUUAUCCUAUGAAAACGACCUAGACGCUUGGAAUUAAUGAGCCCAACGACACGGCGCGCGCGCGAGACACCUGUCACCGUCGCGCGCCCUUUUCUUUCUUUCAAGGGCCUGCUACGCAAGCUAGGCUUACCGGUCGUUUCGAUAAAAAUCCGGUUUGAUACAAGUCGUAUUAAGACAAAUCGUUUCAGCCGAGGUUUGAAUUGGGAAGUAGACACGUAGGUCGUUUUGCAAGAGUGGCCAAGGAAAGUCUCCAGAAACUAGAACCUGUCCCGCGCGAUAACGUUUAAGAUAGGCUGCCUUCUGUAAUACGAUGUUAUCAAGACGCAAAUGUGCAAGGCGGUUUUCAUAAAACAGAUCAGAAAAUAGAUCGUAAAUGAUAAAUACGCCUUGUUUUAGGUGCUGAAAGGAGACAUCGCAGAAGCUAUUUGUACUCAUGCUCUUUACUAUGCUAUCUGGAAGAAACACGAAGCAAUGCCGGAAAGGUUUAACUGGCAUACUAAACAGUCUGAGGUGCACUUCUCCCCUGUCAGACCAGAGCUUGUAGAAUCCACUUAUCUCCUUCAUCAGGUUCGUAUUACCAAUAACUGUGCAUGCACAAUACUAUGACGGUCGUUAUAGCAGACCUUAGCUAUUUAUUUUUACUGCUGAAUCUCUUAAAGCCGCUCCUUCCACAUCAGACUUGACCCUUGCUUAAUCGGCAUCCCCUUACUGAUAAACGAGUAAUAAUUACAAAUUUAGAGUACGUCUGACAGGAAAGGGGAGUGGGGUCAUAGCCAUUCACGUAAUUUGUAAGGCGCAAAUUAGAUACCAGCUCCCGGCGAAGAUUGAGGCCCUAACAACAAUUGUGCGGGGACAGCCAAAGUGGCGUCAAGAAAGAGGAAAGUUGGAUGAGAGAGUUUCAAACUCCUGGCUGACUACUAACAACGAUCGUGCUGGCUUCGUUUAGGAUUUUACAUUGGAUAUAUUUAGCCUGCGUUGAAGCUAGCCCACGCAUCGACUAUAGCAUUGGUAUACGUUCUAAACAGCGCUUUACUAUGUUUGCGACGCAGUCCCUAGACGGUUUAUUAUAAUUGGAAGAGGGCGUAAAUUUGCACCGUUAUCCUCUCAUCCUUGAGAUUUCGUUGCGUCACGUUUAUUAUCUGUUUACUUAUUACAGGCGACGCAUCAUCCGUUUUAUCUCCACGUUGGUCGCGAAAUUAUGAGGGAUAUAGAGAAACACUCAAAAGCCAGGUAGCGCCUUUCCUAUAUAGGCUUCUUAAAUGUUAUCCUAGUACAUUGCCCAGGAAAUACACUGUAUGCAGGUGGUUACUUUUCAGCAGUGACACACGGCUAGACUAGUUCAUCAAAGAAUACUGAAACUGUUGUUUAAGUUUCUCUUUAUGUAACUGAGUGGAUCAUGAUUAGGCUCGAUUUUGGCCGCUGUCUCGGUCUUCCCCGAGAAGAGAGAGGAGGAACGCGGGCUCAUUUCCCGAACAUCGGCUGGUAAUUAAGCCUAAAUGGAUAUUUGUGUCACUGAAAGAGAUUCCGUGCUAACUUAACCCUAAGUAGGUUGAGUAUGAUCGUCCGGGUGAACGUAGUCCUGAAUAGGACUGUUGUUGACAGUGACUUACGUUUCGACAACCUGUGUGGUAGUCAUCGUCAGAGUCAAUGUGAGUUGCAUCACGUCAGUUGAUGGUUUUAAACUCAGGUUAUUAAUCUGAAGCCCUAAGAGUGAUCAGUAUCAAAUUUCUCCCUCUAAUAUGCAAUGCUUUAUAAAACAGAGUGGUCACUAAACGUAAGGACAUGAUCUCAUAAGAAUUUUCUCGUUACUUAAAAAACUUCUCCCGUUACUUCUAUAGGGAAGGAAUAAUGGGAAAUAAGAAUAAGGAUUUACAACGAAAAAGUGACAAGGGCCUUAUUUCAUUUUGUUAAUGUUAUUUUUAUAUGUCAGAUGUGGAUAUGCUACAUUACAUGACGUCAGAGAUAAAUCUCAAGAAGAUAGAAUGGAAAGUUUUUUCUUAAGUGAAACUUGCAAGUAUUUAUAUCUGGUAAGUCUAUGCAAUCUUUCAAAAAUAGAAUAUAUAGAUUUAGCCAGGGCUAAAAGCGAAGCUCUCGUUAAUAUACUUAUAAUUUACUCAACAAAAAAUUAGUGAAAUCGUGCAAUGCUAAACGGCGACGGCGACGAGACCGCUAAAAAAAAUCAAGUCUAAUUAGCAACAAAAAAACCUGUUGAUAGAGUUAUUUUACAUUGGUAUGGCUGUGGUGCGGACGGACGCGCGGACGGGCGGGCGAAUGGACGUAAGGUCACGUGGUUACAAAAAUUUCUCGGAUGCAUAGAUAACCAAAUUUUCUUACCCAUGUGCUCCGCUGCGCGCGCUCCGUGCGCGCGAGAGGUCCGCUAUAAUGGGCUCAAAUUAGUUGAAAUGCUGUGCCAAGAGAAGAUGCAACGAAAGUAAACGCGCGAAUAUGUGAUUUCAGUAGGAUGGUAUUAAUGGCGAUAAAACUUGCAAUUGUAGAGACUUUAAGAUACACCGUUUCUGCGUACGGGUAAAUGUAAAUUACCCGUGGCGUAGCCGUAAAUACGGGUGGGUGGCCUGUUACCCCGCAGAAACUGCUAUCAAAUCUGGGAAGUCAGGUUUGCUUCUUGUCAAACAUGAGUGCCUACCCGUACCCGUAGGCAGGAAGGGUGUAUCUUAAGGUCUCUUGUUUCCGAAACGGAGAAAUUUCUAAGCUGUUCAGUGUAAGGAAAGGGCAAAAGAAGCGCAGGAAACAGCGCAUCUGUAGGUUUUAUUGGUUGCAAGGACGUUGCGUGAGUUCUUGUGGACAAAUUGUGGAGCCGAAGAAUCACAAAGGAGUCGAUCAACUGAAAGACUGGACACAGCAGAUUGACUUUUAUCAAUCGGGUUGAUGAAAACAAUUUUUCGUGGUAAAAAGAUUAAGACGGUGGGAUGAAACCCGCUCUUUCCAGUUGGCUGUACAGUUCUUACCGCCGCCCGGUUAGCUCAGUUGGAUAAGCGCCCUUCUGCCGGCAUGCUGGGAGAUGAAGCCCCUGCCGGACCAACACUCAGGUAAAAAGGGGGGCGUAAAUAACUCAUCACGUACGUCAUUAAUUGUAAACUACGCCACACGCAGUCUGGCAAAAUUCCCCUAACCAUUGAUAGGAAUUACCCCUGAAAAGCCCUGAAGGGAGUGCAUAAUAAGAUAUUUACAUUUACAAUUUACUAUGAGACCGUCUAAAUCCAGUCAUAUUUUCCCUUUCCAGCUGUUUGAUAGUGAAAACCAUGUUAAUCAAGAUGCCUCGAACUACAUCUUCAGCACGGAGGGACACAUUUUUAGACUGGACCCGCGAUUUAGAAAAUCAGCUUUGGAAAGCAGAACAAGGAAAUUUAGCGCCAAAGUAGCAAAAGCACCCUCAGCUGGACGAUACAACGACAGUGUUGGGGUUAGUGUGAAAUAAUUGUUUUUUUUAACUCAUCCGUUAGUCUGAUAAUCACUCUUUGGCCUCUUUAAGGAACUGGGGCCGAAAUGCGUCCCGCAAUUGUUUCUGGGAAGUCCAAAAAGUUUUAGCGAAUUUUAACUCGCUUCAUUUCUUUUUGUCGUUUCUAAAGUGGUGAAUUGAAUUAGUCGUUAAGGUGCUGAAUCAUAUUUGGUUAUUCGGUUGGGUCUUCUAGCCUCCUUACUUGUUAGUCAUCAGACAGUUAGCCGGGGACAGUAAACACAUAUUCAUUCCGUAGUAAAAACUGUGAUAGGAUUCGGUCCGUCAGGGUGUACCAAUCACACAGACUAACAUCUAGCUAUUCAUCUAAUUAGCCAACUUCCUCUCCAAACUUUCACCCGGAAUGUUGAUCUACCCAUCGAUAGUCUACUCUGUUUUUAAUCAGAGAACGAGUGAUCGUUCCAUGAGAUAUCCACAGUCAUCUCGCCACUUUAGAAACGACUGAGAAGGGAACUGGAGCCGAAAUGCAUCCCGCAAUUUCUUCUGGGAUCGUUAUCGAGGGCGCGGCGGUCAGCUACUGGUCAAUUUUUCUCCAUGUCACCAGUAACAGUCCCAGAAGUCUUUGUGGAAGUUAACUCGGCCCAGUCCCCUUCUGCUUUCUAAAGUAGCGACUAUUUUUGCAGUUAGAAGGGUCAGCAUACAGUUUCUUUCGACAGCUUCACCCUCCUUUGUCUUUUUUUCUCAGUGCGCAUUGUUCUGUGGAAAUUUAAACAGUCCUCUACCCAUGGACAUUCAUCACUGGGAGGCAGUCGAGGCAGCAGUUGGAAUUUAAUGCGAUACUAAUCCUGCAGAUAAACUACAGAGACAAGAAUAGUCAACAGAUCAACUCCUUCGACGUUUGUCUCGAAAAUCUCUGAAUCAUUCACUCGUAGUCGCUCGAGAUGUUGAAAUCGCCCUACCUGUCUGCAUUUGUAACGAUUUUAACCACUUGACGACUGAUAUACUUGAAGACUACAUGGGAUAAAACGUGUUGAUCUAUUCUUGGCAACUAACGGGUUACGUCUUGGGAAUUCCAUAGGGUCCAAUCUAAAAACGUUGCCCACAAUUUGACUUAUUCGACGGAUCUCCGUAUUCUUUUCUCCCCGCCGGAUAGUCGUCUUGGAAUCAAUCGUGAUUUUAGCCUUGCAUUUAGAUUGAGAAAAUGUCUGGAAUGCUAGAGUUGCAGGUUUAAGCGCUCUGAACUGGAAUAUUGCAUUUGCAUUUGUCUUUCUCGACCGCAAAGGUUUCACAGAUGGUCUUUCGAAGAUCGUUGAAAGAUGCAAUCCCCCUCCCCCCUUACAGUAAAAUGGAAAGCGAGUGGUUGUUAUUGUCGCCAGAUGAGAAUAGGCACUUUUUCAGAAAAGAAGAAUUUCCAAGACCCUGAACCUGGUUAUCGUAGAUGUGUGGCUGUGACCUCAGCUGAACGCAGAAUAUUUUUGCACAGUUGUACUAUAAGAAUAAUUUUUUGGGCACGCACUGAGGUCAAAUAGUGCUGUGCUGCAUUACUCUGGUCAUUUUAGUUAAGUGGCGGCUAUGAUAGUCGCAAAAUGAAAAAGUCGUAAUAGUUUUGUAUCAAAAGAUAAGAAAAAUAAAGUUAAUGGGAAC
Messenger RNA from Porites lobata, 13610 nucleotides. Lineage: Eukaryota; Metazoa; Cnidaria; Anthozoa; Scleractinia; Poritidae. The record is from the annotation of a GenBank genome assembly.